ACCACUGCCACUGUAUGUUGCACAACCCCCUGUACUGUAACACUGGGUAAAUACUGACGGAUGACUUUGUACUUUGCAUUUGCCACUUGUGCAGCUACCUUCUCCUUGCAAGACGUGCACGCCGAGCCCAAGAUGAAGAUCGAGUUCGCUCCGCUUUCUCUGCCACUGCAAAGGAGACUUCAGACCGCAUCAGUGGUUCAGUGGGUCUUCAGCUUCCUAAGUCUAGCACAGUGCUGCGUCGCUCUCUUCAUCUGCCUCCUCUUCACGCGUUUUUGGCUGGUCAGUGCCCUCUAUGCAGCAUGGUGGCUGAUAGACAGGGAAACACCCCACAAAGGUGGGAGGCGGAGUCACAUCGUCCGGAACAGCGUCGUCUGGAGAUACAUGAGGGACUAUUUCCCCAUCACGCUGGUGAAGACAGCGGAGCUGGACCCCCGGAAGAACUACCUGCUGGGCUUUCACCCCCACGGCGUCCUGGCGGUGGGAGCCUUCCUCAAUUUCUGCACGGAGGCAUCGGGGUUCUCCACGCUCCUCACCCCGCUGGUCCCCAUCUUCUCUUUCGGCGAGAACGAGCUCUUUGACCAGGUCAACAAUCCCAAGGGCUCCUGGCUGCGGUGGCUCCAGCACCGGCUCCAGCAGGUCAUGGGCAUCGCCCUUCCCCUCUUCCACGCGCGAGGCAUCUUCCAGUACAGCUUCGGGCUCAUCCCCUACCGCUGGCCCAUCUACACCGUGGUUGGGAAGCCGAUUCCCGUGCAGAAGAAGCACAACCCCUCUGAGGAAGACGUUGAUCAGGUGCACCAGAAAUACUUAGGUGAAUUGUCCAAGCUCUUCGAGGAGCAUAAAGCAAAAUACAACGUCCCUGAAGACAGACACCUCGAAUUUAUUUAGAGCUCCUCACGGGAGGUUAAGCCACGGGGUUCGAGUUUUCUCUCUAUAUAUGGGACUAAUUCACAACUUCGCCUUAGUGGCAGCCAACAUAUGGUGGAUGAAGUGCAGUGCAGGGAGCAGGACUUGAUUUUCCCAGCAUUUGAAUGGGUUUAGAGCCAGUUUUCAUUUUCUCCCUGUAGGACCCACACACAAAAAAAGAAAAGAACAAGCAAAAAAAUCCCAUCUCACCAACCUAACACUAUUAAAACUCCCCUAUAGGAAACUCACAAUUCCAGUCUGGCUUAAAGGCCAGGUUUUGAAGCUAUUUCCAGAAAGAAAUGAAUUAUGAAAACUUUCCUUUACAUUUAAUUUGAGCGUCAUUUUCUCAGGCUAGCUAAGGAAACACUCACGCUGGGGAAAAGUCCUCAAAGAUAUCUGGCAGGAUACAGGCCUUUACUACCCAGUCUGUUCUUUGACUUCAAAGAAAAUUCACAGCUUUUUUUCCACAUAAUGGAUGGGAAUAUCUGCCCAGCUCAGGCUAGUCGAUGGAAAUGGGAUGAUAAGCCAUAAUUCUGCUGAAUGUUUAUAUAUUUUUUAAUGUC
Messenger RNA from Struthio camelus australis, 1466 nucleotides. NCBI's taxonomy places the organism in Eukaryota, Metazoa, Chordata, Aves, Struthioniformes, Struthionidae. The record is from RefSeq and is a predicted model, not a curated record.